AUGUACUUGAAAAAUUUCCAAGCUUAUAAAGUGCAAACAGAAAAGCAAUAUCUAAACUUCCAUUCCUCAUCUAAUGAGGAAUACAAUGUGCCAUUCACCAGAAUAGAACUACAUACAGCAAUCUCUUGCUCGGGUAAUAGUGCUGUAGGCCAGGAUAAAAUCCACUACAGCAUGAUUAAAAAUCUGUCAAACAAAUCCCUUAGUAAUCUUCUGAAUCUGUUUAACAGAACAUGGACAGAACAUUCUUUUCCUGACUCUUGGAGGCUAUUGAUUAUUAUUCCCAUUCCCAAGCCAGGUGAAUCAAAUGUUUAUACUCUGGGAAACAUUGGUGCACAUAGAGUGGUAUCAACCAAAUUGCCAGCUGUUGGUCAUUCAAGAGGUGCAAUGAUAGCUGCUGGAAACACUACAACUCGUUUAUUGGGAACAUUUCAAAGAGUAGAAUAUAUUUUUUUAGUUGGAGUUGCUGGUGGAGUACCACAUUAUACUGAUUAUUCAAAGCAUGUCCGUUUAGGAGAUGUUGUUGUAUCUGUUGCUCCUGAAGGUCUUCAAGAAAAAUUUAUUUAUAUAUAUUGUGAAAAUAUUAAAAAUUCUCCAGAAGGUAAUGAGUCAAGUUCUAAUUCUCCUGAAAAACAUAGUAUUAAAACAUGGUGCCCACCAUGUUUUGAAUUACAAAUGAUAGCACAACAACUGUGGAAUCAAGGUCUUAUUAAUCCAGAUAAUAGACCUUGGGAAAAUUAUAUAAAAGAAGGACUCAAAUCACUUCAAGGACAAGAAGCAGUUUUCUCUCGUCCUCCUCCUGAUUCAGAUAAACUAUAUAUGUCUAUUGGUGGAAAAGAUGUAAUAGAAGUAGGGCAUCCUCAACCACCAGAAGGAAGUGUUGACUAUCGACAUCAUAAUAUGCCUGUAAUUCAUUUUGGUGCUAUUGGUUCUGGAAGAAUGUUAAUGAAAGAUGACUCUAUUAGAAUGGAAUUUGCUAAUCAAUAUGGUUUGAUGGCAUUUGAUACAGAAUUUGAUUCUGUAGCUGAAUCAGUUUUUGGUAAUAGAAAAGAUAAUUAUAUUUUUAUUCGAGGUAUAGCAGAUUAUAAAGAUGGUACAAAAAAGAAAGAAUGGCAGCCAUGUGCUGCUCUAGCUGCAGCUGCAUUUAUGAAAUCAAUUAUUUGUGCUUUAGAUCCUUGUGACGAUGAUUAAGUUCCUAGUAAGGUUUAAUAUUUAUCUCAGAUCUAAUGCUCACAGUUGCACCUAAAUUCCAAAGGAUACUUAAAAUGAAAAUUAUAAAAAAAUAUAUACAAAUCUUAUUUUAGUUAUUAUAAUAAAGAUCAUCCAAAGAAUUGAAAUCAUUAAUAGUGAUGUCCAAAAUUUUUUAAUCAAUUUGAUUCUAUAUAAUAUAUGAAGAAAACUUUUUGAAAUUUUAAUAAUUUUUUUCUAGUCAAAAUAUUCAUAAGUGAAUUUACUAUAUUCAUUCUUCAUUACAAUUAUACUUCAUCCAUGUUGUUGUUAAUUUU
This is a messenger RNA of Centruroides sculpturatus (bark scorpion), 1502 nucleotides long. RefSeq lists its product as uncharacterized. The coding region runs from base 1 to 1188 and encodes 395 amino acids. The record is from RefSeq and is a predicted model, not a curated record. NCBI's taxonomy places the organism in Eukaryota, Metazoa, Arthropoda, Arachnida, Scorpiones, Buthidae. Gene Ontology annotation, molecular function: catalytic activity. Gene Ontology annotation, biological process: nucleoside metabolic process. The transcript is spliced from 3 exons.